GAUUCAUCUCCUAGAAUGAGUUUUUCUUAAAAAGCUUUUUACGUUUGAGGGAAAAUAGAACUCUUUUCGUCAUUGCAGAUCCUUCCGUUCCAUCUUCCUGUUAAAUAAUAUAAAGGUUAAUUUGUUCCAAACUAAAAUAUUAUUUCAUAUUUUAUUGAGUAAACGGUUUUAUUUGUUCUGUUUCUGCUCCAACAAAAGUGGCUGAAGAAGUGUAGGGCUGUAAAGGCGCGGAAUGUCUACGUCGUUGUUAUAUUCGCCGCUGGUCACUGUGGCAAAGUCCAGUUUGACACCGAUGAGUUCGCGUCGACUCUUUAACCAAUCAGAGCUCGGUGCGCCUCGUGUACGGUGAGGAACAGCGGCCUGUGAUUGGCUGAGGUGCUUUUUUCCAAAGGGGCGUAUUUUUCAAGCCAUUUUGACUGAAUAUUUAGCCUCAUCCAGGUAACAUUAAUUCUAUAUUUUCGCGAUUCUGCCUCAACAUUGAUGAGUAAAAGGUUUAUUCAAAAGCCUGGAAGCACAGCUAUGAGACCGGGUGCAGUUGGUGCGUGUGACCGACGUCUCAGCGGAGAACUACGGUUCUGAAAAUGACGCUGUCGCUGCUGAUAUCACCGGUAGCCAUGCUAACGGCUAGCAUGUCCGCCUGUGCUGUAGCCUCUCAGUAGCUGACACUGAGGCAGCUGCUAUCAUUCACUUUGACGUCGGCACCACGGAGGAGCUUAUCACAAGGCUGCUGGUUUGAACUCCCAUGAAAAAGAAGAGGUGGUGGGAAUGUGAAACAGCUGUCCGUAAAGUCAACAUGGGUCGGGGCCGAGGAAGAGGGAGGGGAAGGGGCAGAGGGUCGUCUGUCCAGUUCCGGCCCCCGUCUCCCUACAGACUGCAGCUCUCUCCGUCCAGGGAGACUUUGACGUACGCUCAGGCUCAGAAGAUCGUGGAAGUGGACCUGGAUGGACGGCUUCAUCGGAUCAACAUCACGGACUCUUUGCCCAUCAUCACGGAGGAUGAGAUGACGGCUCAGGACAUCACUGAGUGCAACAGUAACAAGGAGAACAGCGAGCAGACUCAGAACAAGACCAAGUCCUGGAGGAAGCCGUCGCACAGCAAAAGCAGGAAAAGCGGGAAGAAUACGUCUCAUCGGGACCACCGCUCGGGCUCCAGGCAGAACUCCGGAGAUGCUAAUUCCUCUCAGUUCCCAUCCAACCAGAGCGCUCUCCCUGAGCCCAACUUUCGAACGUUGCCUUCAGUUUCCCUUUCAGAAGCCCCGCCCCUACCUUCAGCUUAUUACCGGUACAUAGAAAGGUCGGUGGAGGAGCAGGACACGGUGGCGGAGUACGACAUGGACGAGGAGGACCUGGCGUGGCUGGAGAUGGUGAAUCAGAAGAGAGUUUCCGACGGUCACGCCUCCGUCCCUCCCGACACUUUUGAGCUGCUCAUUGAUCGCCUGGAGCGAGAGUCCAUUCUGGAGUCUCGCAGCCAGGCGCUGUCGCAGAACGCGGUGGACGAAGACGCGUUCUGCUGCGUCUGUCUGGACGACGAGUGUCUCAACAGUAACGUGAUUCUCUUCUGUGACAUCUGCAACCUGGCCGUGCACCAGGAGUGUUACGGCGUUCCCUACGUCCCAGAGGGCCAGUGGCUGUGCCGCUGCUGCCUGCAGUCCCCCUCCCGUCCUGUAGACUGUGUGCUCUGUCCCAACAGAGGAGGUGCCUUCAAACAGACGUGCGAUGGACGCUGGGCUCACGUCGUCUGUGCCAUAUGGAUCCCAGAGGUGUGCUUUGCCAACACGGUGUUUUUGGAGCCCGUAGAGGGCAUCAAGAACAUCCCCCCGGCCCGCUGGAAGCUCACCUGUUACUUAUGUAAGCAGAAAGGCCGGGGCGCGUCCAUCCAGUGCCACAAGGCCAACUGUUACAGGGCCUUUCAUGUCACGUGCGCUCAGAAGGCCGGACUCUUCAUGAAGAUCGACCCGGUCCGGGAGACGGGGGUCAACGGCACCACCUUCUCCGUGAAGAAGACCGCGUUCUGCGAACAUCACUCUCCUGCCGGGUAUCAACGGGACGAAUCAGGGGACGAGUCGGAGGGAAGACUGGUGGGCGGCAGAGGGAACAGGGGUCAGCGCUCCUACACUCAGACCCCCGCCUCACCAUCCAACAAGAAGGGCAGUAAAGGCCAGAAGAAGAAGAACACCAAAGGUUCCGGAGGGUCGACGCGGCGGUCAAACGUGCCUCUGCUGCUGGUGCCUCAGAUUCCUUCUCACAGACUCAACAAGAUCUGCACAGGAGUCGACGUCCAGAGAAAGAACCAGUUCAUGCAGCGGCUUCACAAUUACUGGUUACUGAAACGACAGUCCAGAAAUGGGAUGCCUCUGAUCCGACGACUUCAUUCCCACAUGCAGGCGCACAAGACCACGGAGCAGCGAGAACCUGACGAGAAGUUGUGUGCGGCGAGAGAGGAGCUGCGGUACUGGCAGAAGCUGCGACAGGACCUGGAGAGAGCCAGACUGUUGGUGGAACUGAUCCGUAAGAGAGAGAGACUAAAGAGAGAGGAGUUGAAAGUCCAGCAGACCACUCUUGAGCUGAAGUUGACCCCGGCCCUGGUUCUUCUCCGCUCCACGCUGGAACAACUGCAGGAGAAGGACACGGCCAAGAUCUUCUCCCAGCCCGUCAAUCUGUCAGAGGUCCCAGAUUACCUGGAGUUCAUCUCCAAACCCAUGGACUUCUCCACCAUGAGGACCAAACUGGAGGGACACGGUUACUGCUCCAUCUCUGACCUGGAGAGAGACUUUGACCUCAUGAUUUCCAACUGCCUCAAGUACAACUCCAAGGACACGCUGUUCCACAAGACGGCGCUGCAGCUGCGGGAGGUGGGGGGCGCCGUCCUCCGCCACGCCCAGAGGCAGUACCAGAGCAUCGGCCUGGACCCCAACACGGGCAUGCACCUCCCAGAGUCUCCCAACAAACACGGCUUCUACAACUGUGACUGGGACGACGUGGACUCCCUCCUGGACCCGGAGAACAGACUCCACUUGAACACAGACGAGCAGCUGAAGGUCUUACUGGAAAAACUGGACGUGGUCGGAUCCAUGCGCACCAGCGGUGGACGGACCAAACGCAUCAGGCUGCUGCGGCGGGAAAUCAACGCUCUGAGACAGAAGAUCAACCAGCAGCAGCUGAACAACCAGAGCACCAACGGUGAUGAAGAGGAGGAGGGAGCAAAGAAGGCUGAGGAGGAGGAGCAGCAGGAGGAGGAGGAGAAGACGAGGAAGAAGAACAAGAAGAAGGAAAAGAAAACCAAGACAAAGAAGUCGACCAGUGAAGCCAAGGGAGCGUCAACAGUGUCCAACUGUGGGACAGACUCUCCUCCUGUGCUGGAGCUCACCUGUCCAGUGUCGUCUCCUCUUCCUGGAGACGCUCCUCUGGAGCCUCCCGUCCUGGGUAUUGUCACGGGGGGGCGGCGGUCGCCGGGUCGUUCCUACAAACGCCAGAGGUCGUCCCGCAGCGGGAGCAAAAGCCAAGGCGAAGACGAGGCCGAGGUCGGCGAAACGCCAUCGUCACAGCAGGAAGCGGUUCACGAGGCGACGCCACUGGGAAAGCCUCCACCUCAGUCUUUGGCCGGCGUCGGCCGCCGCACGUCCGUUUUGUUUAAGAAAGCUAAAAACGGAGCACGGACUUCGAGGAGUAAGACGUCACCGCAACAAAACGGAAAAUCAUCCAACGGGUUGGAUCACAGCCCCGAACGACCGCAGUCGCCCGGCGUGACCGCGCUACCUCCCACUCCCAGUCCUUCUCCUGCUCCUCCUUCACCUUUGUUGCACCAGCUGAGGUCCAGGGGCAUCAGCUCCGACAGUGAGGCUGAAAGACACCCUCACCUGGCCAGGGGUGGGAACGCAGGUCUGACAAACGGGAAACAGCACUCUGCAGAGCUCAGUGAUGAUGACCAAAAAAACGACUGCAGCGUCCCCCCCCCCAAACGAAGUCGGGGUAAACCUGCUCUGGCCAAAGUCCCUGAGAGUGAGAACGCUGACGUCUGUGGGUCUGGAAAGUCUGCACUUCUGUCUGUAGACACUAAGACAGAGCUCUCACCGCUGGACCUGGUCUGGGCCAAGUGCAGAGGAUACCCGUCGUACCCAGCCAUGAUCGUGGACCCUGACAUGCCCCAGGAGGGGCUUCUUCACAACGGCAUCCCCAUCCCAGUGCCUCCUGUGGAGGUGCUCAAACUGGGCGGAGAGUGGAGGCGAACGGAAGAAGACGAAAAGCUCUUCUUGGUGCUCUUCUUUGACGCCAAAAGAACCUGGCAGUGGCUUCCUCGGGACAAACUGCUGCCGUUGGGGAUGGAUGACACCGUGGACAAACUGCGCCUACUGGAAGGCAAGAAACCAAGCGUGCGCAAGUCGGUUCACACGGCGUACGACCGAGCCAUGGUGCAUUUAAAUCACGUGAGACACAACCUGAACUUCAGUCCUUCAAAUUUUAUAUAAACAUUUUUACAGGGCCGUCUCUCAGUCCUUGACAUCAUGGAAGCUUCGCUUCUAGAUGCUUCUCCAGGAGGUGGAAGAGAAGAAUUGCCAACGUUUCUAACCAUCGUAGGUCUUUGAAGUUUUUCUGUGUAGAACCGAUUCUCUGGUUUAUAAACGGAGACGCACUUCAACAGAUUUGUUUUGUAGACGAACUCGUUUGUUAAUUCGUGUACUUUUUUUAAAAGAAUGUUUUACACAACCACUAUUUAAAAAGAUAUUUUAGGCUGAAAUGAUUGAAAGAAAAAGUGUAAAUAUUUCUGACCGGAGGGACGGAGGUUCGAUUCCACAUGUACUUGGACUGUGGUAGCCAUAGAGAUGUCACUGUGUUUUAUUGAAGUGUGAAAAGUCUCACUUUAUCUACACGUCACAUCUGGACUUCAGGCCUGCAGGUGUCGCUAAAAGCAGAUGUAAAGCCUGACUCAUGAGUCAAGAGUGCAGGUGUCGCAUCAGCGUUUCACGACGAAGCUUUUCCCAAAAGAAUAAAUAAGACUGAUCCUUCAAACAGGCCAGAACCACGGGUUGAUCACCACAGGACAGACUGAUAUUUCAUUUGUUUGAUUUUAUGGUUAUAUUUAUUUGGAACCACAAGUCCAGCUGUGACGUGCCGUGGGUGGAUUUUGACUUAUUUUUCCAUAUUGUGAAACUGUAUCUUACGAGAUAAGAUGUUGAAGUACCUGCUGCAGCCACAGUGUGACGCCACUACACAGUCGAAGGUGGUUAUUGUUAGGACGAAGUCUACUGUCGUUACCAAAGGUAGAGGUAACGGAUUAACGGUCAUCGGAAAAGUCACUGACGACAUGUAGACGUGAAGACGUCCGCUGUAGGAACGAGAGACGGAAUUAGACCACGCCCACCUGAGGUCGUACGCCCACCUGUGGUCGUACACCGCCUGAGGUCGUACACCACCUGAGGUCGUACACCACCUGUGGUCGUACACCUCCUGUGGUCGUACACCACCUGCGGUUGUUUUUUCUGGCUGAAAGCACAACAUGGCCCUUUAAAAGAACAGUCAGAACAGGAGGGUGGACUCUGAGAGCUGCGUGUGGUUCCGGGUGUGGUGACGGUGCGUGUGUAUAGUUCUGUAAAUAUGUAAAUGUGUGUUUAUAUGGACCUACAUGAAGUUAUUUAAGGAAUGCAAAAAUCAAACGUAGAUUUUAAUUUAUAAUUUGUGGCAGUGGAGAAUUGUUAUUUAAAAGACAACAGAACUGUUGAAGAUUUCUGUACGAUGCUCAGUAACUCUUUGUAGUAGUGAUGGUAUGUCAGAAUAUAUUCCCUGCACAGCUCCCCUGUGGUCUCCGUGACCACACUCAGACUCAGACAUGUUCAGAUUUGGAACAGGAGAUUUUUGAUCUUCGUAUUUGAAUUCUUCUUCUUCUUCUUCUGAACCCCAGGAUCUCCAGAUCUGUCUGAGACGAUAUUUUCUCACACCAGAUUAAAUACCGUUUGAAACAAG
Molecule: messenger RNA, 5957 nt
Organism: Cynoglossus semilaevis (tongue sole)
Lineage: Eukaryota; Metazoa; Chordata; Actinopteri; Pleuronectiformes; Cynoglossidae
Gene: brpf3a
Product: bromodomain and PHD finger containing, 3a
Exons: 13
Coding region: 743-4465 (1240 amino acids)
Biological process (GO): regulation of transcription by RNA polymerase II
Molecular function (GO): protein binding
Source: RefSeq, a predicted model, not a curated record